Molecule: messenger RNA, 6410 nt
Organism: Procambarus clarkii (red swamp crayfish)
Lineage: Eukaryota; Metazoa; Arthropoda; Malacostraca; Decapoda; Cambaridae
Product: NEDD4-binding protein 2
Cellular component (GO): nucleus
Molecular function (GO): ubiquitin binding; endonuclease activity
Source: RefSeq, a predicted model, not a curated record
AAGAGUGUUGAGGAGCGGGUUCCCGAGGCGGCGAGUGCCUCACUUGUGGGAUCUGAACGGCCGCAUGCCAGCCUCCAGGUCUGUUAUUGUCCACACAGUUGUACUACGUAUCGUCAUGUGAUAAGAAUUCAUGGUUGGUGAGAGAGAGAGUUGGGGGCACCGUGGUGCAUGGUGAGCGGUGCGGUGACAGCACGGGGAAGUGGUGGUAAUGGUGAAGCACAGACACACACACGCACUUUCGCACUUUCUCAGGUUUGUCUCAGAUCACUCGGCCUUGGGAAUUGAGAUGAACUAGAGCCAUGGAGGGGUCCGACCACGGUGAAGUGUUGACCAAGUUUGAGGAAAUAUUUGGAACGGUUGUUGAGCACGAAGUUAUUAAGAUGAUACUUCAGUCAUGUGGGUGGGAAUCGAGAAGUGCGACAGAAAUGUUACUAGCAAUGAUAGACCCUGAAGACCUUCCUUCUCGUGUGCGGAAUGCAUUAAUUGCAGAUUCUAUUGUUCAUAACUCUCCUAAGCAAUUUAGUGAUAGGAUGCCUGUGGAUGCUAGCAGUGUAAGUCGGACAGAUUCAUCAGAAACAUCAACUGCUAAUUCUGAAGAGUUGAAAAAAGAGUCUAUUAAUGUGUGUAAUAAACCUAAAAGUCGGGAAAGCACAAAAAGUGAGAGUAAAAGUUUACCAGAAUCUUUGGUCUCUGGCACAGUGCCUCAGUUAAGCAGUGGAAGUUCCAAUACUAAUAUGGGAGCAGGUAUUAAUACACCUACUUGCAAGUCAAAAAAUCAAACAGAAAUUGUAUCGCCCCAUAGCAGCCUUGAAGGAAUAUUGAGUGGGUCAUCUUCACCCUCUAUUUCUCCCCACAGAUCUGCAUUUGGGAUUGAUUUUGAGGUUAAUCGUGAGCGUGAUACUUCCAAUUGGGUUUUAGCACCAGAAUUUGUACCAAAUGAUUUUAAUCCAAAUGCUUUGGUCAAUAACAAUGGCCUCUGGCAUUUAGGAAUGAGCCCCAACUCGGAUCAAACCUUGCAGCCAUCAUCAAAGGGCAACCAAAAAAUUAAGCUAAAUAAAAAAGAUGAAAUUGUCAACAAAAUCUUGCUUGGUGCAAAAAUUAUGGUUCUUAUGCGAGGACUGCCAGGUUCUGGAAAAUCAACGUUGGCCAAAGAAAUGAAAGGCAGAACUGGUGUUAUUUUAUCAACAGAUGACUUUUUUUACAAUAAACAAGGAAAAUAUGAUUAUGAUCCUUCUCGGAUUGGCGAUGCACAUCAGUGGAAUAAACAUAGAGCACUCCAGAAACUACAGGAUGGGAAAACUCCCAUAAUAAUUGAUAAUACAAAUUUACAGGCAUGGGAAAUGAAACCAUAUGUUAAACUAGGCCUUCAAUAUGGCUAUGAAGUUGACAUUUUGGAUACAGAUACACCAUGGAAGCUUAAUCCAAAAGAGCUUGCCAAAAGAAAUUCACAUGGUGUGCCUAAAAACAAAAUUUUUGAAAUGAAAGGAAGAUACGAGAGAGAUGUAAAGAUUGAACAUAUCAUUGCUGAUCUACGGGGAUUCCCGGCACACACACACAAUAAAGUAAAUAAGGAUUGUGCAAGUUAUGGAAUAAAGUCCCAAGAAGAUGGGCAGAUUUUAUUCCCACAAAAUAUUAACGGCAGAAAAAGUUCCGAGAGGUCAUUAUCUCAGUUUUAUAAUGAGCUUAUGGAGGAAGGAGUUUGGUCUUCUGAAGAUGAUGAAGAUGAAGAUGAUGAUGUUGAUGUAAUAAUUGAAGGUUAUGAUUCAGAUGAUGAAAAACACACUGAUUGUGAAUGUGCCUCAGAUAGAAAGAAAAUAGAUAUUGAUUUAAAAUCUGUAAAUGAAAUUCAAAUUGUUGAUAAAUUAAAUGAAACUAAAGUUACUGAUAGCUCAAAAGAUUUUGGAUUUACAACACCAGACAUUGAAGAGAUUAAAGUUAUUAAUGAUGAAACAUUGAGUCAAAGUAUAGAAAACAAGGAAAAUGUUUUUAAGAAUAAAAAACUGGAAUGGGCAGAUGUACCUGAUGAAGAGAAAAUACGGAUAUUAAUUGAAGAAGCUAAUGCAGAUGUUGAUGUUGCAAAAAAUGAAACGGAUUGGCUUGACUUGACUUCACAGGUUAGCGAAAAGGAUGAUGUCAGUGACCAAAAGUUUAGUGAUCUGGUUAUGAGCUUUGGGUCCAUUGUAAAGGCACAGAUAAAAAAAGGUACUGAUGGAAUUAAUGUAGGAGCAAAGAUAUGCACAGAUGUUACUCAGAUAGAAGACACACUUAAUGAAGAUUCAGCCAUGUAUGAAUUGUGUAGUAAUGUGGAAGAAAAAACUGGGAAAUCUCUCUCAAUGCUUGUAACACGAUUUGGGAAUAAUGAAGAAGGCAUUAAUUUUUUGCCUGUGAAUAAUAAUCAAGACUCCCAUGAAGCUCAGGAAAGCUGUGCUGACAGAAGUUUGUUCUCAUUUAUAAGUUUAUCAGAGGCAACAUCAGAUUUAAUGAGCAACAUGGGUGAUAAGAAACAAAAUGUUUCAGGUGUAAUGAAAAAUCUUGAAGUUAAUAUCAAGAAUGAUAGCUUAGUUGAAUCAUUUAAUGCACAUGUUGCAUCAGCCAGUAAUGAGGGAGUAAUGUUAGGGAAAAACUUUGAUAAUCCUAGUCAGAUGUGUUGUAACUCCAGUUCUGAAGUUGAUUCUCAGAAUCUUGUAUUAAGUGAUAAGCAUGCAGAAGACGGGAAAGAAGAGAUUAAAAUUGAUAAUAGUAUUAUGAGUUUGACAACAGAAGAUAAGAUCUCUGAAACAAAUAUUACAAGUGCUGAAGACAAAAUUACACUAACGACUUGUAAAACAUUAUCACAAGAUGAUAAAUCUGGAGAGUUUAAUAUUAAAGGUGUAAAUGCUGCUCAUCAGGAUGUCAGCCAUAAUUCUGUAGUUGAAGAUUGCUUAACAUCUUGGGAAUGUGUAGAUAUAACUGCAGGAGAAAGUUCUCUGAACUGGGAUUCUUCUGAAAAAGUUAAAGCUAAUGUUUCCGAGUUACAGUGUUCUAAACCAAAUAGAACUAGACGUAAGAGAAUAUCUGGUGAUCCAGCCAAGUGGCUAGGUGACACUGAUGAAAAGAAUGAUACAUUAGAGGAUCCUUCCAUAUCAUCGUGGAAUCCGGUUCAAAGUGGUAUCCCCUCAUGGGACAGUAAUAUACCAACUGUAUUAUCUGGCUCUGAAAAUCCACUAAAGAGGGGAACUGAGGAGUUAAAAUGUGAUACAUCUGUUAAACCACUGCCUCACACUGGUGCGGUACCAAAGUUUAGGAGACGAAGACAGCAGACCGGAACUCGCUCGCCUGCUAGUACCAGCUCGGGUAAUUCUGAUGACCAAGUGGCAAACAAUAAAAUCGACAAUCUUUUACCAGGUAUAGAAAAAAACAUAUGUGAUGUUGAGAAAAGUGUCACACUUACACACAUCGCUGCAGAAACUCAAACACAGUCUAUUGACUUUGAAGCUCUGCAACUAGAUAACAAUCUUUAUGAGUUAAAAAUCAUAUAUGGGCAACCAGGUUAUAUUACCAAGGAUGACAUAGAUAUUUCAGAUAGUGGCCCAUUAACCAAGGGAAAACUGUAUCUAGAUAAAGGUACCAUGACAGAAAAUGAAUCUGACAUAAUAACUGUAGUUGACUCUCUUAAAAAUCUUGUUGCCUUCUUUCCAAACAUUCCAGAGGAUGAUCUUCAAGAUGUACUAGAAAAAUGCAAGUAUGACUUAGAUUGGGCUAUGAAUGUUUUGUUAGAUAGUGGGUAUGAAAUGUCAGAUCUCAGUGAUGCAAACAUUACCUACCAAGAACCUAAGGAAAUGGACAUCGACACAGAAUCAACAACUGAGACAACAAGUACAGGGGAUGGAAGAGAUGACCCUUCCUCAUUUGCUGAUGCAAGUGACAUAUCUUCAGAUAUAUUAGUCGAAGAAAAAUCUAGAAAGUUUAAGCAGAGUCAGCAACCAAAAGAUUUGGCUAGCAAGAAAGAAAUUGAAUGUGCUUUCAAUUUCAGUGAUUCUGUCGAUGACAGAAUAACAAGGUUAACAGGUAAAGAUGUUGGUAAUCUGAACAUGACGAAAGUAAAGCAGAUGAAAGCAAAAAGGAAUCGAGAUAAGGAAAAUAUAUCGAGCAACAGCAAAAAGUCAAGUGGAGACAGUACCAGUGGAGAUGAUGCAGAAGGAGCCCAAUACAUAACACUAGUUAUGGACCCUCUGUUUGCUACUCAACUUACAAGAAUGUUUGGUCCUGUUGGUUCUUGUGAGAUAAGUGGAGAUUUGACUCCAGAGGACCAAAGUGUUAUUCUUCCUUUAGAAUUUUGCCUCAUGAUACACAAGUACUGGGCUCUUACUCUUGAUGGCAAAUUCAAACAUGAAGCAGAGGUUCUUGACAGUCUUAUUCGUGAAGAUGAAAGCCUUGCUCGGCGUUUACAAGAGGAAGAAGAUUUGGAAAGUUCUAGAAAUGAGAAUAAACAUGAGAACUCAGAUGAAGUUUUCCAAAAAGACCCACCUACUCAGUUACAAGAAAUUAUGGAUCUAGAACAGGCACUACAACAAAGCCAAGGAGAUAAAUCGUCUGAUAAUCUCACAAUUUCUUCUCGUCUCACUUUACAGCGUUUAUAUGCUGAAUAUCCUCACGUUGAUCCCAAUGCCCUGAGAGAGGAAUUUACAAGACGUGGUUUUAGUUACCAAGAUACUGUAGAAAGCCUUUAUAAACAAUAUGGUGCUGAACAAGGAGCCCCCAAAACUGUAAUUGCCCCAGAAGCUUUAGAUAGGUAUGAGCAACAAAUGAUCCAACAAGCACAGCGAAAUAGCUUAGUUCAACAAGAGCAGGAAGAUUAUCUUGCCACACAAGAGAGUGAAGAUGAGCUAAUCCCAGAUGAUCCUCAGGUGUAUCGAAAUGAAGCCCAAUUACAUUAUCAUCAACGUCAAGAGGCAUUCAAAAAGGCGCAGGAAGCAUCAGGACAGGGAAUGAAAGCAGCUGCUGCAUACUAUGCUCGUAUAGGAAAUUUACACUCUUCAAAAUUAAUUGAGGCCAAUCAGCGAGCAUCCCAGAAGAUACUAGAAGCAACCAAUGCUAACAGAAAAGAUGCGAAUUGUUUGGAUUUGCAUCUUUUACAUGUUCCUGAGGCAUUGAGUGCAGCCCAAGCAUUCCUUGCAGAGCGACAGCGUGUCCUAACAGCACGAGGAAUAAGACAGAUGAAAGUUUCUUUAAUUACAGGUCGAGGGGCUCAUAGUAUUGGAGGACAGGCAAAAUUAAAACCUGCUAUAAAAGAAUUUCUUCAGAAAAGUAACUUCUUGUUCCAUGAAGCAAACAGUGGAAUGUUUACUGUUACAUUAAAAUCAUAGGUUUCAGAACAUUUUUGAAAAUACAAAAGUAAAUGUUUACAGCAAUAACAAAACAUAAAUCAAGUAUUAUGAAAGUCAUCUUGCACUGUUUAGUGUUUGUGGUUGUACAGUUAAAAUUAAGUUAUUGAGUGACUUUGAGUUUUGUGCAAUGACCAUUUACGGUAUGAGCUUAAGUAUCAAGAAAGUGCUACUGUAUGUGCCUAUUAAGUUUUGGUUGAGUGUCAAGACGGUAGCAUUUGUGUGCAUACGGUACAGUAGUGUGAUGUUAAUGUUUGCCAUUUUAUUGACCCCCAAAUCCUAGAAAUUUGCCCAUUAAUAGCAAAUAAUUUGAUGUGGAUACAUGCCUUCAUAUGCACUACUGUAUUGAUAUAAAUUAUUUGAAAUUUUAUAUAGAAUGAAGCGAGUAGAUAUUUGUGGGCAAUUUUCAAUGAAGGGCAAGUAUCCUUACAAAAGAUGCAAUGUCCUAAAUAUUUUAAUAUUUUGUAACGUCCUAAAUAUUUUAAUAUUUUGUAACUCAUUUAUUACAGUUUAAAACAAAUGCAGAUUAUAGCCAUAAUUUUUAUAUGCUAGUUGUUUUUUGCUAUUAUGGUACAGUGUUUUCAAAUUUCUGGUGUACUUUCUAAUACCGUAUUGUAUAUGAAAUUUUAAAAAAAUUUAAUUUGCUAAUCUAUAAAAUUUUAGUUAGAAAUAUAACAUGCAUAACUUACUGUGGGCUUUUAUAAACACUGAAGAUUAAAGAGAUGCGGUGCUAUUAUGUGAUAUUGUUCAUUCAUUUAGCUAGUAUUGUUCAUGACAUUGUGCUUGGGGAGGGGGGGAAAUCUUUGCUGACUGAUACUGAUAAUAGUUUUAUUUCUAUAUUUUAUGAAACUUGAAUAUAAUGGCUAAUAUGUUGUCAAUUGUACUGAUUUGGUUGAUGUAGCUUUAGUUCCACAUUUUAUAAAUAUGUAUAGUAAGUAAUACAUAAACAACAUAUUUUUAUUUAAAAUGGCUUUUAAUAUGUUGUCUUAUUCUACUUUGCAGCUAUGCUACUGUGUGAAUUCAAAGAUGAUUAGAAGUACUGUAAAU